UACACACAACGGCGGCGUUUUCCUUUUCUCCAUCCGGCGAAUUGAUUUGUAUUUAUAAACUACAAUAGAAUCAAUAGUAACAGUGAACUAUCCAGGAUGGUGCUGGGCCACAAUGUAUCUCAGGGACUGAGAACGCAGGACGUUAAAAUAACCCAGGAUAUAACAUUCGAAACAAUGCUUUUAAGCAUCAGUACUUUGGAAGGUUUAAAAAACUCUGGUUUCCAUAAACCUUCACCAAUUCAACUUCAUGGCAUACCAUUAGGAAAAUGUGGAUUCGAUUUACUAUUAGAAGCUAAAUCAGGAACCGGCAAAACUGCAGUAUUCACAGUAAUAGCUCUGGAAAAAAUAGAUCUAAAUAAUGGCCUGCAAGCAAUCAUUCUGGCACCAACAAGAGAAAUUGCUGCCCAAAUUUGUGAUGUGAUAAAGCAAAUUGGAGGACAAUACAUAGGUCUCACAAUAGAAGUUGUUAUGGGUGGCCUACCAGUCAAAGAAGACAUCAUGAAAUUCAAAAAGAAAGUCCACAUAGUAGUUGGCAGCCCCGGAAGAUUGCAUCACCUCAUUAGAGAUAGCCACAUUGAUGUAUCUGCUGUCAGACUUUUAGUCUUGGAUGAAGCAGACAAACUAAUGGAAAAAAGUUUUAGGCCAGACAUUGAAUGUAUAUUUUCUGCUUUACCACUACAGAAACAAAUUAUAUUCAGCAGUGCAACAUUCCCAGAAGAGUCUAAAGCUUUCAUUAAUGAAUAUGUAAAAGUUUCCCAGCAUGUUUGUCCGGACAGUAAUAGUGUUCUAUUAGGAAUUUCACAGAGAGUGACCACAGUCAAACAUAAUGCAAAUAUCAUUAGACAAACACAGCAUAGAUUUGAAGAACUCCUUAACAUACUUUCAAAGAGAGAGUUCAAACAAUGUCUUAUCUUUUGCAACUACCAAGCAAGGGUAACAGAUGUAUACAAAAUGUUAAAGAAGGCUAAAUGGCCAGCAGAGAAGCUGUAUGGCCAACAAGAGCAGUUGGAUCGCUUAGAAGCAUUGAAAACUUUGCAGGAAUAUAAAUGCAGGAUUUUGAUAGCUACAGAUCUAGCAGCCAGAGGUCUUGACUCUUCUCAUGUAGACCUGGUUGUUAACUUUGAGAUGCCACAUGAUUGGCAGACUUAUUUACACAGGAUAGGCAGAGCUGGCAGAUUUGGGGCGUAUGGCCUAGCUGUCACUAUUGUUACUGACCAGGAAGAAACAAAAUUCAAGGAGUUAUUAAACUCUAUGCAUUUCCAAUUAGACAUAAGGAACUUUUGGAAUGAUGAAAAGUUUGAAUAUAAUGAUGAUGAACCCACAACACCUGUAGGAAUGCCUUUGGAACACACCAUGAGCUUGUUGAAUAUAGAUGAUGAAACACCCAACGAGGACAGUUACAGUGAAAUAUGGAAUACAUUAGUAGGUGAACCAUUAUGUAGCAGUAAUGACAUAGAACCUUUUGAUAUGCUAUGCUCAUCAUUUAUGGAAACAAAAGAUACAGUAGAAACUUUUACAGACCUGUUAGAUUCAUUUAAAAACAAUCUUGAUGAAAAUAUUGAUGAUAUGAAUGAAUACCAUUGUCUUACUCAGAAAAUAUCAAUUGCAAAAUAUAAACAACAUACAAAACAAAAUAAUUUCCUUGCAAACAACCAUGUAAAAACAGAAUUGGAAUUUGAAGUAGUUCCAUCAGAAGAAAUCACUCAAAAUGAUAUUGAACCUAAAUCUGAUGUAACUAGAUGGAAAUCAAAUAACAGGAACAAAAAAUUAGAAACCCCAACAAAAAAAUCCCAUCCCAAAAAUGUUAAACAUGUCUAUUUAAAGGAACAAAAAUUAGAAAGCUCACAAAGUAAAGCAUGCCCAAAACGCGAGAGAUAUGUAUUUCCAGGGGAUAAGAAAAGAAAUAAUUCACAAAGGAAAUCUUAUCCCCAAAACGAGCAUGCUUCUCCCGAAGAAAGUGAUGACAAUGGAUAUAACACAGCCUCCUAUGAUUUUAAGAAGUCUCAAUGUUAUUCAUCACAUAGUUACAACUAUUCUAAACAUUCGUACAAGUCAAGAAGUCACAAUGAAUAUCAAUAUCUUCCUGAUGAAUAUGUUCAAUGGUACAACACUUUAAAAUUAAGAACACAACAAAUUGAAAUGGCUGUAUAUUUAAAUGAAAUAUCACAACUGUAGUAGUCUGUAAUGCAUUAAAAAACGAACCAAGAUUAAUAAAACAAUUAUAUUUGUGUAUAUUUGUAGAUAAGUAAAACAAUUAUAUUUGU
Messenger RNA from Leguminivora glycinivorella, 2264 nucleotides. Its product is annotated as ATP-dependent RNA helicase DHH1-like. The record is from RefSeq and is a predicted model, not a curated record. Gene Ontology annotation, molecular function: ATP binding; RNA helicase activity; nucleic acid binding. The transcript has 3 exons. The coding region runs from base 97 to 2175 and encodes 692 amino acids. NCBI's taxonomy places the organism in Eukaryota, Metazoa, Arthropoda, Insecta, Lepidoptera, Tortricidae.